AUGGUUUCUCAAUGUUUUCUGAAAAUCUUUCUUCUCAUCUCUGUUUCUCACCUUUCUAUAGCUGCUAGGAAUCUGAAUGAGCUUGUUCAGGAUCAGUCUCAGCUUCUUCACUACCACAAUGGUCCUUUACUCUAUGGUAAAAUCUCUCUCAAUCUCAUUUGGUAUGGUCACUUCAAACCAUCUCAAAAAGCUAUUAUCACCGAUUUCUUCACCUCACUCUCUUCUCCUCCAUCUUCACAACCCAACCAACCUUCCGUUUCCGGUUGGUGGAAAACCACUGAAAAAUACUACCAUCUCACCUCUAAGAAAAAAGCUUCUCAGCUUUCUCUUUCUCUAAGUAAGCAAAUUCUCGACGAGAAUUACUCACUUGGAAAAUCACUCACUAGCAAAAACCUUAUCGAAUUGGCUUCUAAAGGAGACAACAAAGACUCUAUUAACGUUGUUCUAACAUCCGCUGAUGUGGCUGUUGAACGUUUCUGUAUGGACCGAUGUGGGACUCACGGUUCUUCUUAUUCUUCUACGGUACCUGUUAAGGGUAAGAGUUACAAAUUCGCUUACAUUUGGGUUGGUAAUUCCGAAACUCAAUGUCCAGGUCAAUGCGCGUGGCCAUUUCACCAACCAAUCUACGGACCUCAAAACCCACCGUUGGUUUCUCCAAACAACGAUGUAGGCCUCGACGGAAUGGUGAUCAAUUUGGCAAGUCUUUUGGCUGGAACUGCGACAAACCCUUUUGGAAACGGGUACUUUCAGGGCCCUUCCGAGGCUCCUCUUGAAGCUGCUUCAGCUUGUCCAGGUGUUUAUGGUAAAGGUGCUUACCCUGGUUAUGCUGGUGACUUACUUGUUGAUUCGACAACUGGUGCUAGCUACAACGCACACGGUGAUAAUGGAAGGAAGUAUCUUCUUCCUGCUUUGUAUGAUCCUUCUACAGCUUCUUGCUCAACAAUCGUGUGA
This is a messenger RNA of Vicia faba (fava bean), 951 nucleotides long. Lineage: Eukaryota; Viridiplantae; Streptophyta; Magnoliopsida; Fabales; Fabaceae. The record is from the annotation of a GenBank genome assembly.